Raphanus sativus (radish) is the source of this 2283-nucleotide messenger RNA. RefSeq names its product cyclic nucleotide-gated ion channel 1-like. Bases 16 to 2283 code for a protein of 755 amino acids. Gene Ontology annotation, biological process: monoatomic ion transport; transmembrane transport. The record is from RefSeq and is a predicted model, not a curated record. Gene Ontology annotation, molecular function: monoatomic ion channel activity. NCBI's taxonomy places the organism in Eukaryota, Viridiplantae, Streptophyta, Magnoliopsida, Brassicales, Brassicaceae. The transcript is spliced from 5 exons. Gene Ontology annotation, cellular component: membrane.
GUUGUGCAUCUAACAAUGAAUUUCCGACCAGACAAGUUCGUUAGGUCAGUCUUCUUUUACAGUAUAUUGUCUCUUCAAACUCUAGUUCCUGGAUCGCUUAAUCUCGAUCACUUGUUGUAUCAAAGGUUUCACGACUGGAAGUCCGACAAGACUUCCGAGUUGGAACACUCCGAGAGAACCGAAGUGACACGUGGAAUAUUCCGGAGAGCAAUAAGCUCAAUCUCCGACAAGUUCCACAGAAGCUCGGCGAUGAUCAAAAUGUUCAGACCAUCUUACAAGUCUUACUCGUUCAAAGAAGCUGUAUCGAAAGGGAUCGUUUCCACUCACGAGAUACUUGACCCACAAGGACCUUUCCUUCAGAGAUGGAACAAGAUCUUCGUUCUAGCUUGCAUCAUCGCUGUCUCUGUCGACCCUCUCUUCUUCUACGUCCCUGUCCUCGACAAGGCCAACAACUGCCUUGACGUCGACGACAGAAUGCAGACAACCGCAAGCGUUCUGCGCUCCAUCACCGACAUGUUCUACGCCAUUCACAUGGUCUUCCAGUUCCGUACAGGCUUCAUCGCUCCUUCUUCUCGUGUCUUCGGGAGAGGUGUUCUUGUUGAGGACAGGCGUGAGAUCGCUAGACGUUACUUGUCAUCGCAAUUCAUCGUUGACAUUCUUGCCGUGCUUCCUCUUCCACAGAUGGUGAUUUCGGUAAUCAUUCCGUGUAUCAAAAGAUCCAGGCCUUUGCACACGAAGAAUAUGUUGAAGUUCAUCGUCUUCUUCCAAUACAUACCGAGGUUUAUGAGAAUCUAUCCGCUCUACAAGCAAGUGACGAGAACCUCAGGGAUACUUACAGAGACAGCUUGGGCAGGAGCUGCUUUUAAUCUAUUCCUCUACAUGCUUGCUAGUCACGUGUUUGGUGCUUUCUGGUAUUUGUUCUCUAUCGAGCGCAAAACUGUGUGCUGGAAACAAGCUUGCAGCAAAAGAGGACUCUGCAAAAUAAGCUCGUUGUAUUGUCUUCCUCAGCAAAAUAAGAGGACUUUAGGAAACAUAACUUCCCUCAAUGAAGCUUGUCCGGUUCUGGAACAAAACACAACACGUUUCGACUUUGGGAUAUUCCUUGGCGCACUUGAUUCAGGUGUAGUGGAGUCUCAUGAUUUCCCUCAGAAGUUCUUUUACUGUUUCUGGUGGGGUCUUCAAAACCUCAGUUCGCUCGGUCAAAACCUUAAAACAAGUACAUACAUUUGGGAGAACUGUUUCGCUGUCUUCAUCUCUAUCUCCGGACUGGUUCUGUUCUCGUUCUUGAUCGGCAACAUGCAGACGUAUCUGCAAUCAACAACCACGAGGCUGGAGGAGAUGAGAGUCAAGAGAAGAGACGCAGAGCAAUGGAUGGCUCACCGUCUGCUCCCUGAGAAUCUAAGACAAAGAAUACGGCGAUACGAGCAGUACAAAUGGCAAGAGACAAGAGGCGUUAACGAAGAGAAUCUUCUUAGUAACCUUCCUAAAGAUCUUAGACGCGACAUCAAACGCCAUCUCUGUCUCGCCCUUGUCAUGCGGGUCCCUAUGUUUGAGCAGAUGGACGAGCAGCUUCUUGACGCUCUCUGUGACCGUCUGCAGCCUGUGCUGUACACAGAGGAAAGCUACAUCGUCAGGGAAGGAGAUCCUGUGGAUGAAAUGCUCUUCAUAAUGCGUGGGAAGCUUCUAACAAUGACAACAAACGGUGGAAGAACAGGCUUCUUUAACUCAGAGCAUCUUGGAGCUGGCGAUUUCUGCGGUGAGGAGCUUCUGACCUGGGCUUUAGACCCACACACGUCCACAAACCUCCCAAUCUCAACGAGAACCGUUCAAGCUCUCAUGGAAGUCGAAGCUUUCGCACUCAAAGCUGACAACCUCAAAUUCGUGGCUUCUCAGUUCAGACGUCUCCACAGCAAACAGCUGAGACACACUUUCAGGUUCUACUCUCAGCAAUGGAGGACUUGGGCUGCUUGCUUCAUACAAGCCUUUUGGAGAAGAUGCGUGAAGAAGAGACUAGAGGAGUCUCUUAGAGAAGAAGAGAACCGGUUGCAAGACGCUUUGGCUAAAGAAGCUUGUGGAAGCUCCCCAAGCUUUGGUGCUACCAUGUACGCGUCACGGUUUGCUGCAAAUAUCUUGAGGACUGUACGUAGGAGCGGUUCGGUACAUAAACCGAGGAUGCUGGAACGAAUGCCACCUAUGGUUCUACUUCAGAAACCAGCAGAACCAGAUUUCUAUAGUGAUGGUUAUAUGCAUAUAGUGCCAAUAUAUAAAAAUAGAAGUCUUUAA